UCAAAACCCUAACUCAGAUCUGGGCCGUCAAAUCUGUAAGAUCCAACGGCCAAGGAAGAAACCCUAAGCAAGAAGUCCUGCACUAGGGUUUAUAAAGCUGCGCCAGUGCGCCUUCCCUUGCCGUCUCUAGAGCAAUCUCUAUUGAGCUCGCGGUUGAAUCGUUUCCUUUUUCUCUCUAGCUUCAGCAGCAAACAGGCUUUAGUUGAAAACUGAAAGAUGGGUAAGGAGAAGGUUCACAUCAACAUUGUGGUUAUUGGUCAUGUGGACUCUGGCAAAUCAACAACCACUGGUCACCUCAUCUACAAACUUGGAGGUAUUGACAAGCGUGUGAUUGAGAGGUUUGAGAAAGAAGCAGCUGAGAUGAACAAGAGGUCAUUUAAGUAUGCUUGGGUGCUUGACAAGCUCAAGGCUGAGCGUGAGCGUGGUAUCACAAUUGACAUUGCUCUGUGGAAAUUUGAGACGACUAAGUAUUACUGCACUGUCAUUGAUGCCCCGGGUCAUCGUGACUUUAUCAAGAACAUGAUUACUGGUACCUCUCAGGCUGAUUGUGCUGUCCUCAUUAUUGACUCCACAACUGGUGGUUUUGAGGCUGGUAUUUCUAAGGAUGGGCAAACCCGUGAGCAUGCUUUGCUGGCCUUCACCCUUGGUGUCAGACAAAUGAUUUGCUGCUGCAACAAGAUGGAUGCCACCACCCCGAAGUACUCCAAGGCCAGAUAUGAAGAAAUUACGAAGGAAGUGUCCUCUUACAUCAAGAAGGUUGGAUACAACCCUGAUAAGAUCCCCUUUGUACCCAUCUCUGGGUUUGAGGGUGACAACAUGAUCGAGAGGUCCACCAACCUUGAUUGGUACAAGGGUCCCACCUUGCUCGAAGCUCUUGACAUGAUCUCGGAGCCCAAGAGGCCAUCUGACAAGCCCCUACGUCUCCCACUUCAGGAUGUCUACAAGAUUGGAGGUAUUGGGACUGUCCCUGUGGGCCGAGUGGAGACUGGUGUCCUUAAGCCUGGUAUGGUUGUCACAUUUGCCCCUUCUGGGCUCACCACUGAAGUUAAGUCUGUUGAGAUGCACCAUGAGGCUCUUCAAGAGGCUCUCCCUGGUGACAAUGUGGGGUUCAAUGUGAAGAAUGUUGCUGUCAAGGAUCUCAAGCGUGGUUUUGUCGCCUCCAACUCCAAGGAUGACCCUGCCAAGGAGGCUGCUAACUUCACAGCCCAGGUUAUCAUCAUGAACCACCCUGGCCAGAUUGGCAAUGGCUACGCACCUGUGCUUGACUGUCACACCUGCCACAUUGCCGUCAAGUUUGCUGAGAUCCUCACAAAGAUUGAUAGGCGGUCAGGAAAAGAGCUUGAGAAGGAGCCCAAAUUCUUGAAGAAUGGUGAUGCUGGAUUCGUUAAGAUGAUCCCCACGAAGCCCAUGGUUGUUGAGACCUUCUCUGAGUACCCACCUCUUGGUAGGUUUGCUGUCAGGGACAUGAGGCAAACCGUGGCUGUUGGUGUGAUCAAGGCUGUUGAGAAGAAGGACCCAAGUGGUGCCAAGGUGACCAAGUCAGCUGCUAAGAAGAAGUGAACCGAGGUCUUGGGUCCUUUUGUCGGUGAUACUGUUUUCUGCUUCUGGACUCUAUCGUGUGUUUCUUCUUUUGCAUUUCCUUUAUGUUUUCGUUAUUUUGUUCUGUGUUUUGGUUUGUUGCUGUUAUUUGGCGGGCGGACAAUGCAGAACUGGGUGCUAGACAGGCGGUGGCGUGCUGAUUAGGGAGGUUUUCUUCUUCCCCCUUCUUUUUCGCUAUAGUAAAAACAAAAAGAAGACAUUUUGCACUCUAUUUAUCUUUUUGUCCGGGACAUGGAAUAUGUACGAGUCUAUUUUGUUAGUUGUUUAUUUGAAGAAUAGAUUGUGAUUAUGGUGAUUUGAAGUGAUGAGUUAAGUUUGACUUGGGUCCAGAAUUUCCACCUGUU
Amborella trichopoda is the source of this 1943-nucleotide messenger RNA. RefSeq names its product elongation factor 1-alpha. Gene Ontology annotation, biological process: translational elongation. Gene Ontology annotation, molecular function: GTPase activity; translation elongation factor activity; GTP binding. The record is from RefSeq and is a predicted model, not a curated record. Lineage: Eukaryota; Viridiplantae; Streptophyta; Magnoliopsida; Amborellales; Amborellaceae.